Anopheles moucheti is the source of this 2053-nucleotide messenger RNA. Its product is annotated as keratin, type I cytoskeletal 9-like. The record is from RefSeq and is a predicted model, not a curated record. NCBI's taxonomy places the organism in Eukaryota, Metazoa, Arthropoda, Insecta, Diptera, Culicidae. The transcript is spliced from 5 exons. The coding region runs from base 577 to 1668 and encodes 363 amino acids.
AUCUGCGCGUUGUUCCGCACGGUCAGUGUUUGUGAAGUGUACGUUCGUUUCGCGUUCCGCGGCGUUUCACGGUGUGAACAUCGUACGUUGUGGCAUCGACGCUUUCUAGCGUUUAUUACCGAUUACAGCGGGAAAAGCUGUGUCGGAGAGCAGCAUCAGUAAAGUGUCUAAAGGAAAUAAAAAUCAGCAGCAGAAAAUAAACAGAAAAAUAAAGAGCUCGUCCGGUUUGCUGAUACAGGCGGAAGAAAAGAGUUUCCGUCACGGAUCGCUAGCAUCAAGGGCUCGGCGCGAGUUCCGGUCCGGCUGUCGAUCGUGUUAUUACUCCGCCACAGGAAGAGUCGAGAGUGAAUAACACGGAAAGAAACCCGACCGCUUUAACAAGGUCAUAAGACUUUAGAGAGUGUUCGGAACGGCACAGCACGUCAAUCAAAUUCCAUCCCAUCCACUUCCGGUCCGGAGGUGUGGUUGCAGCUCGUAGGACGUAGACACAGCCGGACAUCACAUCACCAACACUCCAACCCCGGAACAGGUGGUCGGUUGUGCCUUGCGGCGGUGAGAACUCGAUCCAGCUCGACGAUGGAGCUCUCUCGGAUAAAAACCCUUUACUGUGGGUUAAUAUUUCAGCUACUGUUCACACUUGCCCUUCCACUGCCAUACACCAAGUAUGGACGUACCUGCAGCGAUAUCGGUUGUCUGUCCAGCCAGGUGUGCGUGAUGGCUUACGAGUCGUGCUCCAUUGGGCAACGCGAGGGUAACGAAUGUGGCCGUUACCCGACCUGCAAAAAGAACACGGAUCCCAGUCUCAGUGCCGGCCAGAGCGCGGGAGUUAGCAACGUGUACAACAACGGACCCAAACCAUCCGCUCCGGCUGGAGGUCCCGGAAAUGGUAACGACGACGAUGUGCUCGGUACGCUGGGUCUGAAUCCUGGCAAUCCUUACGGUCAGCGACCUACGCCACCACCUGCACGUCCACCCCCAUCCGGUUCCUCGCUGUACCCAUCACUGCCCACGGAUAACAACCCCGGCAACCGUUACGGUGGCAACAAUGGUGGAGGCGGUUACAGUGGCGGCGGUGCCGGUGGUUCUUACAACAGAGGUGGUGGUGCUGGUGGCAGUUCCUCGUACGGUGGCGGCAGCGGCGGUCAGUUUGAUGGUGCGGGAGGAAACAUCGUCGUGCCCACGCGUAAACCGGCCGAGCCCGCUUCCAAUGGUGGAUUUUUCGGUGGCAUCCUUAACGGAGUGCAAAAUGCCGUCUCGAACGCGGUCAAGCAGCAGAUCGGCACCUACAUCAAUCAGCGGUUGGGCAUUGGACCGGCUGCGGGUGGUGCUGCUGGUGGCGCUGGCGGUGGUGCCGGAGGUCUUGGUGGACUCUUCGAUGCGCGCAAUCUGAUCGACAACAAGCGCUUCGGUGGCUUAUUUUCGGAGAACACACCAGCCGGAAGUGGUGGUACCGGUUCGGGACAAGUUUCGGGUCGAACUUCCGCCGGUCCAGGCGGCUACCCGGUAACCGUUGAUCAGCGCACGUCGGCCAGCAACUACAACCAGCAGUAUGCUGCCGCACAACCGUCUCAAGCGGCGUAUCCGCAAAGCUACGGUAACUACAACGCGGCCAGUGCUGCACGUGCUCGUUCCACGGAGCGUCCCGGAUAUGGAUGGAACCUGAACUAGAGUGCAUACUGCGCAAAGAACGUGAAUCCCAUAAGUGGUCACAACAUAAAAUACUCCCCACAAUGCACAGGCGUGCCCUAGUUGCCUUAUAAUAAUCACCACCUGAAUAAUAUUCUCUGCACAAUCAAGCAAUACACCAUCAUCGCACCGUUGACGUAUCUCUCUGCCGAUCGUAGCGCCCUCUAUCGUACAGCGCACAGCAGUUGUUGCUGUUGUGAUUUGUUGCUCGCAGCGGACGAAUGAUGAUGAGGAAGAAGGCGUUUUUUAAACAUUGUUUUUGUGUUUGCUUUGUGUUGUAUGUUUACAACUCGGGUGCAUAUUAUGUAUUGUCUAACACCGUAGCAAAACGCUUUGUGACUAAUAAAGCCAAUACUCAAAGAGUACU